CUUCGAGCCGCGCUCCGCCUCGCGUUGCCGACGCUGCGAGGACUGUAUCCGGCGCCGUCCGCUCUUUUCUCCCCCUCCCCCAGUCGCUGCUGCUCUUUUCAACCUUGGUCUUCGCAGCCUGCUUCCUUCCCCCUCUCCUUUCUCUUGAGGCGGCCGCUGGUCUCUCCCUUCCUCCGCCGCCGCGUCCGCGCCAGUCGCUGCUCGCCAUGACCUUGUUGACUGCAAGCAGUAGGGCGGCCGCGCGCCUCUUGGGAGCCAAGAACUCAUCAUGCAUCAUUUUUGCUGCAAGACAUGCCAGCGCUUCCACGAAUUUGAAAGACGUUCUUGCAAACAUGAUCCCCAAAGAGCAAGCAAGACUGAAAAGCUUCAGACAACAAUAUGGGAGCACAGUUAUUGGUCAAAUCACUGUGGAUAUGCUCUAUGGUGGCAUGAGAGGCAUGAAAGGGCUAAUAUACGAGACCUCAGUUUUGGACCCUGAUGAGGGCAUCCGUUUCCGUGGCUACAGCAUUCCCGAGUGCCAGAAGCUGUUGCCCAAAGCCCCAGGAGGCGCAGAACCUCUUCCUGAAGGACUGUUCUGGUUGCUGGUGACAGGAGAAAUCCCCUCACAAGAACAGGUGAGCUGGCUGUCUCGAGAGUGGGCCAAGAGGGCAGCCCUGCCUUCCCAUGUGGUGACCAUGCUGGACAAUUUCCCCACCAAUCUUCACCCCAUGUCACAACUCAGUGCCGCUGUCACCGCCCUCAACAGUGAGAGUACUUUUGCCCGCGCCUACUCCGAGGGAAUCAGUCGGACCAAGUACUGGGAGUUCAUCUAUGAAGACUCCAUGGACUUGAUUGCCAAGCUGCCAUGUAUUGCUGCAAAGAUCUACCGUAACCUGUACCGUGAGGGCAGUAGCAUUGGCGCCAUUGACCCUGCCUUAGACUGGUCACACAACUUCACCAACAUGCUGGGUUACAAUGAUCCCCAGUUCAUUGAACUUAUGCGACUCUACCUCACCAUUCACAGUGACCAUGAGGGUGGGAACGUCAGUGCACACACUAGCCAUUUGGUGGGCAGUGCCCUCUCCGAUCCUUACUUGUCUUUUGCUGCAGCCAUGAAUGGUUUGGCUGGGCCACUCCAUGGUCUUGCAAAUCAGGAAGUGCUGGUGUGGUUGACCAGCCUGCAGAAGGAGCUGGGGGAAGAUGUGUCUGAUGAAAAGCUGAGGGAUUUCAUUUGGAACACCUUGAACUCUGGCAGGGUGGUUCCUGGCUAUGGCCAUGCAGUGUUGAGGAAGACGGAUCCCCGCUACACUUGCCAGAGAGAAUUUGCCCUCAAGCACCUUCCCAAAGAUCCUCUCUUCAAGCUGGUGGCCCAGCUGUACAAGAUUGUCCCUAAUGUGCUGCUGGAGCAAGGCAAAGCCAAGAACCCUUGGCCCAAUGUGGAUGCACAUAGUGGGGUCCUGUUACAGUACUACGGCAUGAAGGAGAUGAACUACUACACUGUGCUAUUUGGUGUGUCUCGGGCCCUAGGUGUUCUCUCGCAACUCAUCUGGAGUCGAUCCCUUGGCUUCCCACUGGAGAGACCGAAGUCCAUGAGCACAGAUGGGCUGAUGGAGCUUGUGGGUGCCAAGUCGGGUUAGAGCAAGGGAAACAGGGAAAGGGUUAGCUAUUGAGGGAAUGAUAGAGACAAGACAACUUGUUUUGUGUUUGUUCAAAGGGCCUUGCAAAGAUCCUUCCAUAGAGGCACUGACCAUCGCAUUUUUUCAGGUUAUUUAUGGGAUAAAUUCAAAUGUGUCUAGGGUACUUAUUCCCCAUCCCACCCGUUACCUUAAAUACCACCUAAAGUUAGAUUCCCGAGCACAGGGGACCCUCUGUUUGGCAACUCUUCCCAAACAGAGCUGAUGCCCCAGGUUAGAGGGAGAUGGUUGCUUACUAGCCCAGCUUCUUCAUAGCUGCCUGGAGCAGAGGAAAUUGCCCCCUUUUUUACAAUCAUGUCAUAUCACACUUUUUUUGGUUUUGCCUUUCACCCCCAUGCAGAUAAGUUGUGCUUCUGCAUUAGAACAAUGCCCUCCUCUUCAGCCAUACUGCUGUAGGGGAAAGGGGCUCUCCUUCCUUGCAGAUGCCCAGUCCCCUUUUCCUUUUGUUUCUUAUGUUACAGUGAAAAUGGGAUUUGUGUCCUCUAGAGCAAAUAGGGCUGCAGCUCAAGUCAUCCACUGUAUACCAAACAGGGAUAGCGCACCUCUAGACCUCCCAGUCAGUGCUCCCCAUGCGUUCUGCUCCCUCAUCCCAAACUUGCCACACUUUUUUUGAUGCACUCAGAAGUCCAGAACCCCGUUCCCUGAUGUGUUGGGGCUUUGUUCCCACAGGCAGAGCGGUUGCAGACUGUUUUUGCUAUGAACAAGUACAUCUUUGCCCCGUUUCUGUUUGCCCUGAGAGAGCGAGAGGCAUUUGCUUUCUCCUCCCCUUCCUUGAAAAAAAAAGUAUUUAAACUUCAUGGUCAGUGCUCUGGUAUUUAAAAGGUGAUGUAGAUCCAGUUUUAAAAAAUUAAGGAAGGUAUUAGUGUCAUUUCCAAAUUGGCAGUUGUGGUAACACAGCCAUCUGGCCACUAAAAUUGACUAUCUACAUUUUUGAGAGCAAUGAUAGUGAAGGAUGAAAUCUGUCUCCUGGCCUCCUUUCCUCUCUAGAAAGGACUUAAUACACUCCUACCAAUUUUUUUUCUCUGUGUGUUUGUGUGAAACCUUCUGUCCUAUUACUACACAAAAAAAGGAAAACCCCAAUAUAAGUUGAAGGCACAGUGUAAGUGGCUGUGUAAGCAUCAGCGUUCCGUUGCAAACUUCAGGUGGUUCUGUACAAACUGCAAAAUAAAUGUUUUUAUUAACAAGUUA
Messenger RNA from Anolis carolinensis (green anole), 2861 nucleotides. RefSeq names its product citrate synthase (gene cs). The coding region runs from base 207 to 1616 and encodes 469 amino acids. Gene Ontology annotation, cellular component: mitochondrial matrix. Gene Ontology annotation, biological process: tricarboxylic acid cycle; citrate metabolic process; carbohydrate metabolic process. The record is from RefSeq and is a predicted model, not a curated record. NCBI's taxonomy places the organism in Eukaryota, Metazoa, Chordata, Lepidosauria, Squamata, Anolidae. The transcript has 11 exons.